Molecule: messenger RNA, 567 nt
Organism: Desarmillaria tabescens
Lineage: Eukaryota; Fungi; Basidiomycota; Agaricomycetes; Agaricales; Physalacriaceae
Exons: 3
Coding region: 1-567 (188 amino acids)
Molecular function (GO): RNA-DNA hybrid ribonuclease activity; nucleic acid binding
Source: RefSeq, a predicted model, not a curated record
AUGAUGGAACUGGCUGAGCAAUACAUUCUGAAACAUCUCACAAUGUCACUUCGAAACAUGGAAAAUUCAGAAUACAUAGGAAUACCCAAUAAACAAAUCAUCCAGGCAAUGGUAGCAAGAUUUCAUAGUCGGAAACAGAAGUCGACACUGAAAUGGGUUAAAGGGCACAAUGGACAUGUAGGGAAUGAGAUAGCAAAUCACCUGGCAAAUGAAGGAGUAUGGUGGGAUACUGUUGAUGACAUAAAUCUGGAGGUAGACCCAACACUCAAAGACAUGUUUGGCAAGAGACCAACAGAAGCAGCCCUAUGGAGAUUGUUUCAACACAGAGACAUCAAUCGCAACACCAGAUACUUUCUGUGGAUGGCCAUGCAUGAGGCAUACAGAGUUGGGGCCAAAUGGCUUCACUUUGUGCCCAAAUACCAUGAAUGUGCAUACUGCAAGCACUGUUAUGGCGAGUUAGAAAGCAUGGAGCACAUCUUAACCGCAUGCUUGUCACCUGGUCAAAAGGAAAUCUGGGAGCUCACCAAAACCCUUCUGGAACAACGGAAUAUCCCUGUAACCCACUAG